Messenger RNA from Penicillium salamii, 696 nucleotides. Lineage: Eukaryota; Fungi; Ascomycota; Eurotiomycetes; Eurotiales; Aspergillaceae. The record is from the annotation of a GenBank genome assembly.
AUGUCUCCCUCACCCACAAUCCUUCUCAUUGGCGCCUCGCGUGGCCUUGGUCAUGCUAUGGCGGCCGACUUCCUAGAAAGGGGUUGGGACGUUACCGGCACAGUCCGCGGAGAGUCACGAACAUUACUUCACGACUUGGCGGACAAGUACAACGGCCGCGUCGAAAUUGAGACUUUGGAUAUUUGCCAACCCGAUCAAAUCGACGCGCUGGACAAACGUCUCUCUGGGAAGACAUUUGACGCCCUCUUUGUGAAUGCCGGCACAACAAACCAUGACCAGACUCAAAAGAUUGGAGAGGUGUCAACCGACGAGUUCAUCCAUGUCAUGGUCACGAAUGCGCUCAGCCCCAUGCGCGUCCUUGACAAGCUGGCACAUCAUGUCAUCCCCGACGGUCUCAUCGGCGUCAUGUCAUCUGGACAAGGAAGCAUAAGCAAUAACGAAACGGGCCAGCGAGAGGUAUAUCGUGGCACCAAAGCUGCGCUUAACAUGUAUAUGCGGAGCUUUGCGGCGCGUCAGGCCCCGUCGCGCCCGAUGGUGGCCAUGGCUCCGGGGUGGGUUAAGACCGAGUUGGGGGGUCCGGAUGCUCGGCUUACUAUUGGAGAAAGCAUUCCCAGCUUGGUUUCUGUACUUUUGAAAAAGAGAGAAAGGCCUGGACUUGAAUACCUCGACUACCUUGGUCGGACUGUGCCUUGGUGA